Neltuma alba is the source of this 1961-nucleotide messenger RNA. RefSeq names its product rust resistance kinase Lr10-like. Bases 12 to 1961 code for a protein of 649 amino acids. The record is from RefSeq and is a predicted model, not a curated record. The transcript has 3 exons. Gene Ontology annotation, molecular function: ATP binding; protein kinase activity; polysaccharide binding. Lineage: Eukaryota; Viridiplantae; Streptophyta; Magnoliopsida; Fabales; Fabaceae. Gene Ontology annotation, biological process: protein phosphorylation.
CAUUGUGGAGGAUGGGGAGAGGGAAAAUAGGCUGGACCAGGUUAUGGGGUUUAACGUUGUUCACUUGUGUGUAUGUAACACCCCAAACAAUGAGCUCAAAGAAUGGGAGCAAAACCUGUAAUCUGUCUCAGUGCGGCAUCAUCACAAACAUCUCAUAUCCAUUUCGUCUCCGAGAUGACCCACCCAACUGUGGCCUCCGGGCUUACGAGUUAGCCUGUGAAAACAACGUCGCUCUGCUUCAUCUCCAUCCAGCAGGAACAGCAACGUACCAAGUCCUGGGAAUCAACUACGACAACUACACAAUCCGAGUCAAAGAUCCUGGCAUUCGGGAGGGUGACUGCUCCUCCCUCCCUCUCUAUUUCUUAUCCCAAUCUAAUUUCACUGACACUUACAAUCUUUCCAGCGAUUAUAAAUAUGACACCAAUAAUCCCUAUGCUGUCUUUAUGGACCCAUUGUCUGAAGAGCUCUUAUUCGAGCACAUCAUUUACCUGAACUGUAGUGAGCCGGUGAGGGACGAUGCGGGCUACGUGGAUACGGCUCCCUGCGUGGACUGGGGAGCCAAAGGAGAAGGAGGAGGCCAUGUUUAUGUCGUGGCUGGCAGAGACUUAGAGGCCCAGAGGUUGAAACCUGAGUGUCGCGUGAAAUCAGUGGCCACCAUUGCUUCAGACUGGAGUUCAUUCCUGGAGAGGAAAAGCCACUCCUACGCUGAUCUUCACACAGCACUUUCCUAUGGUUUUGAGAUUUCAUGGUGGCGACUAGGUUGUUCUGAUCUUUCUUGUGCAGCUAACGAGAGGUGCUCGUUCGACAGUCAGCCGCGAAAGGUCCAUUGCGAACACUGGAAAUUUCUGGUUGGUAUGGUAUUUCUGUUCAUCUUGCUGAUUUACAAAUAUCGGAGAAGACACUUGUCAGGCUAUGGAAGCAUUGAAGAUUUCAUACAACUUCAUAACCUUCAUCCAAUAAGGUACUCAUACAAGGAACUGAAGACUAUGACAAAAGAUUUCAAGAGUAAGUUGGGUGAAGGAGGCUUUGGCACUGUCUACAAAGGGAGGCUAAGGAGCGGACCUGAUGUCGCAAUUAAAAUGUUGGGCAAUAAAUCCAAAGCUACUUGUCAAGACUUUAUCAAUGAGGUGGCAACUAUCGGAAGGAUACACCAUUUCAAUGUGGUACGUCUUGUUGGCUUUUGUGUGGAAGGAACUAAACGUGCUCUUAUCUAUGAAUUCAUGUCCAAUGGAUCUUUGGAUAAACAUAUUUUUGUCAAAGAAGAAAGUGCCUCCUUAAGUUAUCUCAAAAUCUACGACAUAUCUUUAGGAGUGGCUCGUGGCAUUGCUUAUCUUCAUCAUGGUUGUGACAUGCAAAUAUUGCAUUUUGAUAUCAAGCCUCAUAAUAUUCUUCUUGAUAACAAUUGGACCCCAAAAAUUUCAGAUUUUGGACUGGCAAAAUUAUAUGUUAUUGAUGAUAGCAUUCCCACUUUGACUGCAACAAGAGGGACCAUAGGAUACAUAGCUCCCGAAUUAUUCUAUAAGAAUAUUGGGAAAGUAUCUCAUAAAUCUGAUGUUUAUAGUUUUGGAAUGCUUUUAAUGGAAAUGGCAAGCCAAAGAAGAAACUUGAAUCCACAUGUAGAGCAUUCAAGCCAAUUAUAUUUUCCAUCAUGGAUUUAUGACCAAUUUGAUGAAGAGAAAGAUAUAGAAGUAAUGGAUGAUAUGACAGAAGAGGAAAAGGCUUUGGCAAAGAAAAUGUUCAUAGUAGCAUUAUGGUGCAUUCAGUUUAAUCCUGCCGAUCGCCCUUCAAUGAACAAAGUAAUAGAGAUGUUAGAAGUAGAUGAUGCUUCAAGUCUUGAAAUGCCUCCAAAACCUUCUCUGUAUCCUACAAAUGACAGACCCCACUGUGAUGAAACAUCAUCUUUAUCCUUCACGUGUUCUCAUUCCAAUCUAUGUGAGGAUGCAAGCAACAUGCAGGAAUAA